Daphnia pulex (common water flea) is the source of this 2243-nucleotide messenger RNA. RefSeq lists its product as uncharacterized. The transcript has 4 exons. The record is from RefSeq and is a predicted model, not a curated record. Lineage: Eukaryota; Metazoa; Arthropoda; Branchiopoda; Diplostraca; Daphniidae. Bases 1225 to 2106 code for a protein of 293 amino acids.
UUUUUUUUUAAAGAUGUGAGGUAAAUUUUACUUAACAGAUUUUUUUCAGAUAAUAAAAUCUAUUUAAUUAAGUUAUGGUCAUACUGGCCAUACUUUAUUUAAAAUGCUGCGCAGCUUAGAUUUCUGAUCCUGAAAUGUUUCGGGUAACAUUUCAUAUUUCGCAGUAGAAUCCAAGACAAGGCAGCUAUGGUUUCACCUAAACAAAAAAGUUGUACGUAUUUCGCCACUUGAUCGCAAUAUGCAGUUCAAUUUUACACCAUUGUGGGAAAUAAGCACGAACUCGGUCCAAUAACCAAGAUUGAACGAUACAAAAGGAAUCAAGUAGCAAAGGUGGUAUCAUUAAACCAGAGCUAUAGUACCCGUACCCGUGGGUAUUAUACUAUUAUAAAUAGCUAAGAUCAAAUCUUUAACUGCAAUACGCUGUUUUUUGCCAAUAAUGGUAAAGAUUUAUAACCUUAACAAUAGAAUAAGCACGAUCUUCGCCCAUGUCACCCUUUAAGGUAUCCUUAAUUCAGACAAAAACAGUUGUUAUCAAGCUAGAAAAAUACGAGUUAUCGUAUUUUUAUAAAACUGGUUACGUAACAAUCUUGGUUUGUGUUCGCGCCACCCGAUCAGUUAAUGUCGGCGGUAUUUGGAAAUACCUUCAAAAACCAAAGCCGCAUGUCUCUGCUGACCGAAUGGAGUUUCGAAAGUGAAAUCACAGAGCCUGGCGUGAAAAAAUGACUAAAAGACGUGAAGAAUUCGGUGACAAAACAAAGAGAUUCCCAGCAUAUUUCGAGUCAUAUUAAAUUCUACGUAUAGAAUUCAGCAAAGACACAUGUUACGUCAUUUGAAAAGAGGAAUACGCAUCACGCUAAUACCUAAGUAGGCCUACGUAACAACGUAAAGCCCGGUAAAGCCGACGGGGCUUUACCUUAUUCAAGAGACGCCAUACACGGAUUGGUUAUGCUACACGGAUUAGGGCGACCUGCAGCUGGCCGCAUUAAGGGCACGAAAUUCGUGAUAUCGAUCGCGAUAUACAAUACCAUAUUUUUCACUAUUGGAAAAAAGGCACGAUCUCAACCUUUAAAGCUACAUUAAACUCGAUACAGAGGUUAUUGGAGAAUGUUUCAAAUUGAAUGUUUCAAAUCUACCAAAAUAAUAUAUUAGGUUCAGUUGCUUACCUCAAGCCAUCAUCGACGGUCACAUUUUGCUAUUCGGUCAGAAAACGUAACACAGGGCAAUAUGAGUAAACAUAAUUGGCUGAAACUUACCGUAUCCAUUGUGAUCUUGGUUGCCGUAAUGAUGGGACCUACUAGCAAGCUAUUUAGUUUCUUUCACGGAAAAGACCCCUCGCCCAGUGUGAGCGGAGCCAGAAAAAUGGAGGAAAAGGCGGUAGAGAUAAAGCCAGGCGCUAAAUACGAGAGACAUCGCAGGCAAAUUAAAAAUAAGGAUGAACCUGCUGAUAAAGUGGACGUAUUAUUUUCAGAUGGCUGCAAAAAAAACGAUUUUAAAGCGGCAGUUGAACUCGAGAUUGAAGAGCUUCUGUCAAAACACGAAGAAAUCAAGUUGCAGUAUGUAAAAGAUGCAUAUGAAAAAUAUCUGUUAAGAAAUAGAGAACUUGAACCCUCAAAAAAAUCUUCAGCAGAAGAGGUUGAAAAAGGGGUUAAAAAAUUGGAACAGCUUCGAAAAACCCUCACAGAGACAAAGGCUAAGUUUAUCGCACAACUGGAAGAGCAAAGGAUAAAUGGAAUCGCCUUAGUAAAUGAGAAAAGCAAAUUGCUGAACGAAAUUCGAGACAAGAAUGCUCGAGAUAUUGCUAAUUCAGACUUGGAAAAGAAGGAGCUCCUUGAGAAAAUCAAAGCCAAUAAUGCGAAGAUUACUCUAAUGAAAGAUGAAUUCAACAAAAUGAAAAGGCAAAAAGAAACGGCACAAAUGAUAGAGGCAUCCAAAAAUUCACAAGCUGUAGGAUGUGAAACUCCGUUUGCGUAUUUGGGAGCCUUUGAUUCACAAAAUAUUCUAAGAGUUAAAAAACAACAACUUGAUACGGAAGAGAGUACGAUUAACGACAUAUGGCAAAAAAAGAACGAUUUGAAAAACUGUUGUCAGCAAGAAGGAUGCCUAUAACAAAUUCUACGACAAUUUUUAUUCGAUUUUUUAAUUAUACUUAAGAUUGCUGUGCUUUAAACUUAUACUUACUUUGGUUGCUGUGUGAUUUUUAAAUGCUUACAAACUUGGGAAAAUAAAAAGAAUUUAAUUGGCUA